UGUAUAUAUGUUUGUGUAUAUAUGUUUGUGUAUAUAUGUUUGUAUGUAUAAUACCUAUUGUAGGUAAAUCCAACCUAACCUAGGUAAUUAUAAGAAAGAAUAAACUAAAUAUGGGUAUAGUUAUAGGUAAGUUUGGAAGACGUUGUAUAACGAUUAGAUACGUUGGUGCAUAAUGCAUUAGUAUAUGUCGGGGCUUUGCCGGUGGUUUGCCUGUGGUUUGCCUACAGCUUCUUAAAUGCACAAUCUAAAUACCUACCUAGGAAGGGUAUAAGAGGGUAGGUACGAUACAGUAGCGGCAAGCGGUAUCAAAGCCAUCAAUAACCGUUCUCUAUUUUAUGUACUGUGAUAAGUAGGCAGGUAGGUACCUUCUACUUCUAGUACAGCCCAAUUAUUUUAGCUCUUAGCUCCAACCUUCUCAUUAUGCUGAUCUGAGAACCCCAGCAUCGUCUUCGUAUACAAGACAUAUAAGACGUAUAAGACCAGCUGUUCCCUCCUCACUUACUUUUAAAUCCCCCGUAAGAAGAACAUACCUGACCCCCGCCCUUCGAGCUCACCAAUCCCGCAAGAUGGCGCCUCAAAUCGACGGCUUCUUUUCCCAGGUCGACUCCCUGUCGUCCCACUUCAUCGAGCGUCUCAGCAAAGCCGUUGCUAUCCCUUCCGUCUCCUCGGAGGCUGCCCGCCGACCUGAUGUCGUCCGCAUGGCCCACUUCCUGGCCGACGAGCUCAAGACCCUAGGUGCUAGUGUCGAGCUCCGGCCCCUCGGCAAGCAGCCUGACAACCCAGCGCUCGACCUCCCCCCCGCAAUUCUCGCCCGUUACGGGAGCGAUAAGAGCAAGCGCACUAUCCUCGUCUACGGACACUACGAUGUACAGCCCGCUGAUAAGAGCGAUGGUUGGGCCACUGAGCCCUUCACUCUAAGCGUCGGCGAGGACGGCCGCAUGUUUGGACGUGGUAGCACGGAUGACAAGGGCCCGGUUCUAGGUUGGCUGAAUGCUAUCGAAGCACACCAGAAGGCCGGCGUCGACUUCCCCGUCAACCUGCUUAUGUGUUUCGAGGGUAUGGAGGAGUACGGAUCUGAGGGCCUGGAGGAACUUAUCCAAAAGGAAGGCAAAGGCUACUUCGCCGAUGCCGACGCUGUUUGCAUCAGCGACAACUACUGGCUAGGUACCGAGAAGCCGUGCCUAACGUACGGUCUGCGGGGUUGCAACUACUACGGCAUAGAGAUCUCGGGUCCCGGUGCGGACCUACACAGCGGAGUGUUCGGCGGCACGGCACAGGAGCCCAUGACAGACCUGGUGCGCGUGCUCGCCAGCCUGGUCGAUACGCACGGUAAGAUCUUAAUCCCGGGCAUUAUGGACCAGGUAGCCCCUGUCACGAAGGAAGAGGAAACGCUGUACGAUGGUAUCUCGUUCACGAUGGAAACGCUACAAGAGUCUCUAGGGUCCAAGACGACUAUCUUUGAGGACACCAAAUCGACCCUGAUGGCGCGGUGGCGAUACCCAUCGCUGUCGAUCCACGGCGUUGAAGGCGCAUUCUCGGCUCCGGGAGCUAAGACGGUGAUCCCCGCUAAGGUUAUCGGCAAGUUCUCCAUCCGUAUCGUGCCCAACAUGGAGAUCGAGAAGGUGAACGAGUUGGUAGCCAAGCACGUCAAGAACACGUUCGCAACGCUCGGCAGCAAGAACACCCUCAGGGUGUACCCCAUCCACACGGGUAACUGGUGGGCGGCUAGCCCUAACCACUGGAACUUCCGUGCCGCUAGCAAGGCCGUCGAGAGGGUGUGGGGUGUGGAGCCGGAUUUCACGCGCGAGGGUGGAAGUAUCCCCAUUACCCUAACAUUCGAGCAAUGCACGGGCAAGAACGUGUUACUAUUACCUAUGGGCAGCUCUACGGAUGGCGCACACUCGAUCAACGAGAAGCUGGACAAGAAGAAUUACAUCGAGGGCAUCAAACUGCUGGGCGCGUACCUGCACUACGUUGCGGAGGAGCCGCAGCAGUAAGUAUUGAGUUGUGGAGCAGGUAAGGUGUCUAAGUGUAGAGUAGUAGUUACGGCAUGACGCGGUAAUGAGACGUGACGAAUUAUAGAUGAUACCAUGAUGAAAAA
This is a messenger RNA of Daldinia decipiens, 2101 nucleotides long. Its product is annotated as CNDP dipeptidase. The coding region runs from base 567 to 1997 and encodes 476 amino acids. Gene Ontology annotation, molecular function: metallodipeptidase activity. The record is from RefSeq and is a predicted model, not a curated record. The transcript has 3 exons. Gene Ontology annotation, biological process: proteolysis. NCBI's taxonomy places the organism in Eukaryota, Fungi, Ascomycota, Sordariomycetes, Xylariales, Hypoxylaceae.